Molecule: messenger RNA, 1434 nt
Organism: Knipowitschia caucasica
Lineage: Eukaryota; Metazoa; Chordata; Actinopteri; Gobiiformes; Gobiidae
Source: the annotation of a GenBank genome assembly
AUGUCGACGAAAACUAGUCCAAGUAAAGGCAAAGAUAACGCCGAAGUGAUCAAAAACUACCACAAGCAGGCGUUUGAGUACAUCUCCAAGGCCUUGAGGAUCGACGAGAAGGACACUGGAGAGAAAGAGGAGGCUGUCCAGUGGUACAAAAGAGGGAUUUCUGAGCUUGAAAAGGGCAUUGCAGUGGAGAUAAAUGCACAAGGGGAGCAGUAUGAGAGAGCCAAGAGACUGCAAGAUAAAAUGGUCAACAAUCUUGCUAUGGCUAAAGACAGACUGGUCCUAUUAGAGACAACAUUGGCUUCUAAACAGAAGAAUGUUUCUCCACGGACUUCAGCUUCUUUCUUUUCGACUCAACCAAAACCUGUUCCUAAGAGUCAGCCUGCUCCCCGCUCUACACUGUCAAAUAUCAGACCCUCUGCUGUGCGGCCCACAUCCAGAACCAGCGAUUUCAAGGUAACCCCGACCACUGCCAAAUCAAAUGGGAAAACGGCAGCUGUAAAGCAACCAGUGAAGAGGGAAAUGAAAAAUUUCAAGAAUGUAGACAGCAAACUGGCAAAUUUGAUCCUCAAUGAAAUUGUUGACAGUGGAGCGACCGUGUCAUUUGAAGACAUUGCAGGACAAGAAAUGGCAAAACAAGCACUCCAAGAGAUUGUUAUUCUUCCUGCCUUACGACCAGAGCUCUUCACAGGACUUAGGUCACCAGCAAGAGGGUUACUUUUAUUCGGACCCCCCGGGAAUGGAAAAACUAUGUUGGCCAAAGCUGUAGCUGCGGAGUCCAACGCUACGUUCUUCAACAUCAGUGCUGCGAGUUUAACCUCUAAAUAUGUUGGUGAGGGGGAGAAGUUAGUUCGAGCUUUGUUUGCCGUUGCCAGGGAGUUACAACCCUCAGUCAUCUUCAUAGAUGAAGUUGACAGUUUACUGUGUGAGAGGAGAGAGGGGGAGCAUGACGCCAUGCGCAGACUUAAAACAGAGUUCCUUGUGGAGUUUGAUGGGGUGCAGUCCGGGGGAGACGACAGAGUUCUUGUGAUGGGAGCGACCAACAGGCCCCAGGAGCUCGAUGAAGCUGUGCUGAGGCGCUUUGCAAAAAGGAUAUAUGUGACGUUGCCAGAUGAACAGACGCGGGCACUUUUGCUUCAAAAUCUAUUGUGUAAGCAAGGGAAUCCCCUGAACAAAAGUGAAAUGUCCAACUUGGCAAGGAGGACCCAAGGCUAUUCAGGAAGUGAUUUAACUUCAUUAGCCAAAGAUGCUGCACUUGGACCAAUAAGAGAGUUGGGGCCACAGCAGGUCAGACACAUGGCUGCCAGUGAGAUGCGAAACAUUAACGUAAAGGACUUUGAUGAUUCGCUGAAGCGCAUCAAACCCAGUGUUAGCCCCACAACACUCAACAUGUACUCCAAGUGGAACCAGGAUUAUGGUGACACAACAGCCUUUUGA